AAGGAAGAGGGAUCGGAGAGAUAAGAAAAAGAAAGAAAUAGUAUACUAAACUCUAAUAGAUAUACAACACUCCCUCUUGAUCUUUAGGACUUUGAACUCGGGCACCCACUUACAUUAAAUGAAGAAAUUAAGGCUGUUGAAAAGUCUCAACCACACAAACAUCAAUUAGGUGCUAGCAUUAAGUGAUUUCCACCCACCUCAUGUAUGAUCAAUUUGGUAUAUAUAAAUAUGUAGACAUAGCGGUGAUGGUAGCAUCAAUAACACAAUAAUAUUCAAAAUAUAGCAUAUAGUAAUUUUAAUCUAAGAUUGGGGCAUGGCUAAUGAACGUGAUCUCUUCUCAGCAGAGAUUGUGAACCGAGGGAUUGAAUCAUCAGGACCCAACGCGGGUUCAUUGACGUUCUCUGUGAGGGUGAGAAGGAGGCUGCCAGAUUUUCUUCAAUCGGUGAAUCUCAAGUACGUGAAAUUGGGUUACCAUUAUCUGAUAAACCAUGGCAUAUACUUGUUCACCAUACCCGUUCUUCUUGUGGUGUUUAGUGCUGAGGUUGGUAGCCUCAGCAAAGAGGACCUUUGGAAGAAGCUCUGGGAAGAUGCACGUUACGAUCUUGCCACCGUACUCUCUUCUUUUGGUGUCUUCGUUUUCACCUUAUCCGUUUACUUCAUGUCAAGGCCACGUCCCAUUUACCUCAUUGAUUUUGCAUGUUAUAAGCCCGAAGAUGAACUCAAGGUGUCAAGGGAACAAUUCAUGGAACUAGCAAGGAAAUCAGGCAAGUUUGAUGAAGGGAGCCUCGAAUUCCAAAAGAGGAUGCUAAUGUCUUCAGGUAUAGGGGACGAGACAUACAUCCCAAAAUCAGUGGUAGCAUCAACCGAAAACACCGCAACAAUGAAAGAAGGUCGUGCUGAAGCAUCCAUGGUAAUGUUCGGAGCACUUGAUGAGUUGUUCGAGAAAAACCGUGUUCGACCAAAGGACGUGGGCAUUCUAGUAGUGAAUUGCAGCAUCUUCAACCCAACACCAUCGUUGUCAGCAAUGAUCAUAAACCACUACAAGAUGAGAGGGAACAUAUUGAGCUACAACCUUGGUGGCAUGGGUUGUAGUGCGGGAAUCAUAGGUGUGGAUUUGGCAAGGGACAUUCUUCAAGCUAACCCUAAUAACUAUGCGGUUGUUGUGAGCACUGAGAUGGUGGCAUUCAAUUGGUACCAAGGAAAAGAGAGGUCUAUGCUCAUUCCUAAUUGUUACUUUCGGAUGGGUUGUUCUGCUGUUUUGCUUUCAAACCGUCGUCGUGAUUAUAGCCGCGCUAAGUACCGUCUUGAGCAUAUUGUUCGUACCCAUAAAGGUGCUGAUGAUCGCAGCUUCAGGUGUGUGUACCAAGAAGAAGAUGAUCAAAAGCUCAAGGGACUAAAGAUUAGCAAGGACUUAAUUGAAAUUGGUGGUGAUGCUUUGAAAACAAACAUCACUACACUAGGACCCUUGGUGCUACCCUUUUCUGAGCAGCUUCUCUUCUUUGCCACCUUGGUGUGGAGGCACUUAUUUGGCAAUAAAUCUGAUGGGAAUUCACCAUCAUUGAAGAAGCCAUACAUUCCUGACUACAAACUAGCUUUUGAGCAUUUUUGUGUGCAUGCUGCAAGCAAGGCCAUUCUCGAUGAGCUACAAAGGAACCUGGAAUUGAGUGACAAGAACAUGGAGGCAUCAAGAAUGACAUUGCACCGCUUUGGCAACACAUCUAGCAGCAGCAUUUGGUAUGAGUUGGCUUACAUGGAAGCAAAGGAGAGUGUUAAAAGAGGAGACCGUGUUUGGCAACUAGCUUUUGGAUCAGGCUUCAAGUGUAACAGUGUGGUUUGGCGUUCCAUGAAAAGAAUCCCCAAGCCUUCUAGGAACCCUUGGCUUGAUUGCAUCAACAGAUAUCCCGAGUCUCUCAACUAAGUCAAAAUUUGAGAGAGAUAUUAUUAAUCUAUCAGUGAUAUUAUAUCAUAUGAAAGUUAUGCUAAUUAGGAUAAAUAAUGGUAGUUCUUCUAAGUUGGUCUUUGAAUUUUACCCCUGGUUUUAAUUUCUUUCUCAUUAUAUUCCUGGCUUGAAAAUGUAUACUGUUCCUGAUUAGGCAUAUACCGUGCCUGUUUGUUUCUCUGUCUCUUCAUAGGAUUAUUGAUAUCAAAGUUAAUGGAUGAUUAUUACCUAUAGUCAAUGCUACAAGUCUCAUGUUUUACUUUGCAUUCCCCCUUUCCUUGAUUAAAAUGGAUUAGUACAGUUCCUAAUGCCAAUACGAGUACAAAAAUUAGUAAGUUAGGUGGCCUUGUAGUAUGAUGGAAAUUGUGAAUCCAAGGUGAUUUAUCGAUGUAUAAAAUAUUGCUUAUAUUAAUUGGCUAAUUGGACACGGAAGCAAUAUCGGUUAAAGGGUCCUUCACUCAAUAAAACUGUGGCCAUGCCGAAAGCACCUCUUAACCGUUCAGGAAGAGACAUUGUUAGUGCUAUAAUGAAUCUUUGAACGUUCACCAAUUCAACCCUCCAUUAUCCCUAUCUCAAUUUGAAUCCAAAUCAAUUUUUAUUAUAUAUUAUUACCGAUGACAAAUCAAAAUUCCUUUGUGGCAUUGAUAUUUGUAACAUCAUUAUUAUUAUGUGUAGCUGGCCAGACAAACGAGUUGGAAGCUGUCAUGAGAUCCCUUGGCGCUUUGGAACAAGUUGCUCUAGAUGCCAUUAACAUAACCAUUAUGGAGGUUAGUAAGGCUAAAGCUUUUGUGGAUUCGAUCCCCAAACUAAAAAGCUUACGAAAUGUCAAAGGUGACGAAGUUCAUCUGUGUAUGGGAGGCUUAAUUAAUGCCAUGAGCAAUGUUCUAAGUGAACUGCAAAAAAUGGAACAACUUGAAUUAUGGGGCAUCAAGUACUUAGAAAAUAAUGUGAUUGACGUUUUGAGCUUCAAAGCUAUGUGCGACCGUGCGUUGGGAGAUGUUGAUGAAACCAUCAAAAUCAUGGUCCAUCGUAAGUUGUAAGACAUUGUGCUCCUUACGAAUGAUGUGAUAUUUCGUAUUGCUAAGUUUGAAUUGGAUGGCAAUGUUACAAGGAAACCUGAAGAUAUACUAACAAAGACAUUGGUAUGUAUGCAUGAACUGAAGAAUAGUAUCGCACUUGUUCAUUGCAUUAUGCUUGUGAAAUUAAUAAACGAUCCCAAGUUAGUUUGAAGUGUAGAGAUUGGUUGUGCUUAGAAUCACUGCAUACACAAAGCAAAAUAAAUAAAUGAAAUUGUGAGUUUCUCU
Molecule: messenger RNA, 3243 nt
Organism: Abrus precatorius (Indian licorice)
Lineage: Eukaryota; Viridiplantae; Streptophyta; Magnoliopsida; Fabales; Fabaceae
Product: 3-ketoacyl-CoA synthase 10-like
Exons: 3
Coding region: 314-1918 (534 amino acids)
Biological process (GO): fatty acid biosynthetic process
Cellular component (GO): membrane
Molecular function (GO): acyltransferase activity, transferring groups other than amino-acyl groups
Source: RefSeq, a predicted model, not a curated record